AGAUUAGAUCUUUAGAUGUAUACUGUCGGCUUAGAUUAACAUAUCCCGUGAAUUGCAUUUUUUUAAAAUCAUGUCAAACCACCUAUUAGUUUUGUCACUGGGCUAUAAAUAGAUCAUACAGACUUAAUUAAAUUCCUGAAGUACUGAUGACUCGACACAUUUGUACUUGCAAAACGUAGCCUUAUGCAACUUUAAAGAAACUUUCCGUUCCGCCUUCAUUUGCAAAAGGGAACUUCAGUCGUUCAGACUGAAAUAUUGCAACAACACUUUUUAUGAUAAAACUCGAGGACCGCUUCAUCUUCAGUAGAAAAUUGACAGUAUGUCCUCGCCCACAGGUCAACAUAAACGCGUGUGUAUUAUUGGCGGAGGUGUCUCCGGGCUGACUUCCAUCAAGUCUUGCCUGGAAGAAGGUUUACGCCCUGUUUGCUUCGAGCAACAUGACCAUGUAGGCGGACAGUGGCAUUUUUCAGAAAAUAUGGAAACUGGCAGAAAUGAUUCUCUUUGCAGAAUGUUCUCUGCAGUCGUUACAAACACGAGUAAAAAGAUGACUGAAUUCAGUGACUUUCCAAUGCCAAAGGAUUUCCCCACAUUCAUUCCUGCCCGCAAAAUUACCAGCUAUAUUCAAGACUAUGCGGAACAUUUUGAUUUGAAGAAAUAUGUCCAAUACGGGAUGAGGGUAGAUGACGUCAGCAAAGCAGACGAUUUUUCUCAAAGCGGACAGUGGAAGGUUACAUAUACACAUGUAAAAGAAAUAAGCCACCAAAAGACUGAGAUAUUUGAUUGUGUUAUGGUGUGCAAUGGCAUCUUUAAUGAGCAGAAUCGGCCCCAUUAUCCUGGAUUAGAGAUGUUCCAAGGGGAAGUUACACACGGGGGAAACUACUUCCACUGCGACCCAUACAAAGAUAAGAAUGUUUUAGUAGUCGGCUCUUCUUUCUCUGCAGCAGACAUUGCCGUCGACCUAAGUCGCAUGGCUAAGAAUACAUAUAUAAGCACCAGACGUGGAUUUUGGAUAAUGCCACGACUUCCAGACGGACAAGACCCAUGGGACAUGACGCUUUUCUCUAGACCACUCAUUAACUGGCUUCCGUGGGCAUUGAGGACUCGUGCGUGGGGAAAUGUCCUGAAAGAACGGUUCAACUAUCAGAAAUUUGACGUCAACCCUCACAAAAGGUUUCUCAGUCAAUCGCUGUGCAUAACAGAUGAGCUUCAAAACAAGCUGCUAUAUGGGCAGGUCAAAGCAAAGCCCUCCAUUUCAAAGUUCACUUCAAGUGGUGUGACAUUCACGGACGGAACCAGCAUAGAAGACUUAGACGCUGUUAUAUUUGCUACUGGAUACAGACUAAAGUGUGCCUUCAUUAAAGACACUCAAGUGCUUCCAGAAAACUCAGCAGAAAUGGAGAUGUACAAACAUAUUUUCCCCGUAAACAUCAAACAUCAAACCCUUGUGUGCAUCAACUACCUACGGGUGUUAGGCUCCGUUCUUCCCACGUCCGAACUUCAAGCACGUGUCGCCGCUCGCGUGUUUUCUGGAAACUUAAAGCUCCCAAGCGCAUCCCACAUGAAACGAGACGUAGCAGAGAAAAAAUCUGAGAUAAUAAACCAGUGGGGGAAUUGCACCGUACCAAAGGAAUUUGUGUAUUUCUACUAUGAGGAAUUGGCGCAGUUAUUAGGAGUCAAGCCCCAAACGUGGAAGCUUCUUGUCACAAAUCCAAGUUUGGUAAAAAAACUCAUGUUUGGUCCAGUGACGCCUGCGCAAUACCGCCUCCAUGGACCCCACGCCAAUUUUGACGUCGCGGCACAAUCUAUUUUAGACAUAUAAAUUAUAAUGUUGGUGUUGUCUUUGAAAAUUGGACUUACAUCAGAUGAAUGUAUUUCAUGUGUCAUUCCUAAACCUAUAAGCAAGCAUGUAUGUAGUUCGUGUUUGUGAUUGUUACUUGAAUAUACAGGAAUGCUACAGUUGAGUUUGGCGUUUGCAUCGUGCCGAUUGUGGUGACUGUAUAUGUGAUUCCAAUCAUCUACACUAUAGGAAUCAAGAGAUUCAGACUAACCGCUAGACGAAUGACAAGGACGUUAAAAUCGAGCAUAUAGGGCCUUUAAAUGUGGAUGUCUACCUCAUAGAAGAGGUGCAUCAAUUACUUUUGAUUUUAUCAAUUUUUUUUUAUACCGCAAUUAUUUGCUCACUACUUUUAAAAGGAAACAUACUUUCAAGACUGCUAAAUCGAAACCAGUCUCAAAAAUAUGAGUCAGUGACAAUACAUAUGUACAAGAUCGACGUUUUAGACCAAGUUUUAUCUGAAGUCGGAUCAAUUGCGCAUCACGAUGAAAAGGACGCAAUACGUAAGAAGAGUCACAAUUUUCAUUUUUAAAAUUUUGUUUAAACUACAUGUACAACAAUAAUAUUUUUACACAAAGAUUGAUAUUCAGACAUUAUUAUAAUCAAAAUAUAUAAUCAGUUACUUGACACUUAUAUCACGUUAGAAUGAUGAGUGAUCUGGACUGAAUUCCUAGAUUUUUUUCGUCAAUUUUCUAUUUUUCAUGAUGUGCAGACUAAGAGGUCAGUCGGCAUAAUCUGUGGUUACAUGUAUAUACUCACUGAACCACUCACUCGCAUACUGCUGGAUAGGGAGACAGGGCCUCUUCAAUGGAAGGUACAGAUUUAUACAUAUAAGUACCAAAAUGUGACAGUUAAGUAGGUUGAUUAUGUUUUUUAUACAGAUUUAUACCUAAAGAUGAUAUUAUAAAAUGGUUGGGACAAUUUGUAUUUUAAAUAUUAAUUUGUAUCUCAAUUUACGUACAUAGUGUGUUACUUAAAUUAAACGGAUGUUGUAAUAUUAUAAAAAGCAAAAUGUGUAUCGUCUUCAAUUCCGCUAAAACUAGUACAAAAAGUAAGAACCCUGGAAUUUUUAUGUGCACUGCAAUUCUGAAUUUUUUUAUUCAGACCGACACUAGGGCUAGCUUAAUCCAAGUCUACAUCCUUACACCUGUUCAGUUAAACUGUCCUCUCUCCACUCUUGAGCUAAUGUGAAAUAGGCUCCCUAUAUGCAUGUGGUGUUAAAUAACCCUCUACCACGACCAGAGAUUAAUUUUUUACUAAAUAUUCACAGAUAUGUCUCUCACUAAUUCUUUAGAUUUUCUCUGCUGUCCAGCGAAAAUGUUUUACACAUGAAAUAAAUGUCACCACUCAUCUGGCAUUACUAAGCUGUCAUCAUUUAGCUAAGGGAGGAAGUACACAGUGUUCAGGUGAACCGAACCGACUGAG
Lingula anatina is the source of this 3259-nucleotide messenger RNA. RefSeq names its product dimethylaniline monooxygenase [N-oxide-forming] 2. Gene Ontology annotation, molecular function: NADP binding; flavin adenine dinucleotide binding; N,N-dimethylaniline monooxygenase activity. The record is from RefSeq and is a predicted model, not a curated record. NCBI's taxonomy places the organism in Eukaryota, Metazoa, Brachiopoda, Lingulata, Lingulida, Lingulidae.